Messenger RNA from Lucilia sericata (common green bottle fly), 2431 nucleotides. RefSeq names its product cytospin-A-like. Gene Ontology annotation, biological process: actin cytoskeleton organization. Gene Ontology annotation, molecular function: protein binding. The record is from RefSeq and is a predicted model, not a curated record. Lineage: Eukaryota; Metazoa; Arthropoda; Insecta; Diptera; Calliphoridae. Gene Ontology annotation, cellular component: filamentous actin; microtubule organizing center.
AGUGUCCAAGAGAAAAAUCAAUUGGAAAUUGCUAAUUUAAAAUAUGAAAAUGAAUCAUUAAGAAAUCGUUUAAGAGACGUGGUCAAUUCUCCACUAUCGGAUGCGGAAAAACAUCAAAUUAUACAAGAUUCACAACGUUUGCAUAGUUCAGCACCAGCUUCUAUAGCAUUGCCCACAACAACAGACAAUGAUAAUGGUGGCACUCCAUGCCUUACACCCGACUGGGAUAAACACUCCUCGUCUAGUGAAAUAUCUGUAGCUUGUUUACAGGAUAAAAUCAUACAAAUGGAAGACCAUUACUCGACUAAUGAAGAAUUACAAGCUACACUCCAAGAAUUAGCCGAUUUACAAGUUCAACUUACCGAUGCUCAUGCCGAAAACGAACGUUUAGCCGAAGAAAAAGAUGUUCUUUUCCAAUCGUUAUGUCGACAAAGAAAACUUAAUGAAUCCCGUACACAAAUCAAUAAUCUACAAGAAUUGCUAUUAAGAGAUGCCAAACAAACGAGUGCUGCUGAAGAAGUAGCCAAUACGGAGCGUGAAAAGAAAUUGAUGGAUUUAAUAAAAAGUGCUCAAGAUGAACGUGAAGCGGUUUUAGUUAAACACGAAGAAUUAAAUGGUGAAAUACAGGAAAUGCGUCAAACGCAUGAAGCUCAAAAUCUAGAACAAUCACGUCUACGUGAACGUAUUGCUCUUUUAGAAUCUUCCAUAGAUGCUGAGCAUGCUCAACGCAAACAAAUGGAAACACAGCUAUUAAGCGCCAAAGAGGAAAUUUCCCAUGGUCUUAUCGAAAAUCGUUUAACUACUUUGCUAGAGAAUGCUAAAGCUAAAAUAGAAGAACUUGAACAAGAUUUGGCUCGAGGUGAUAAAACCGAUCUUAGUGAUCUUUUGGAUACAGCACGCAAAGAGAAAGAUGUUUUAGAAGAAAAAGUGGCCGAAUUGCAAGAUCAAUGGUCUCGCAGCCAGGCAGAGGCAAGACGCCUUAAAGAACAACUUACCGAUGUUACCGAAGAGCUUAAAGUCUCUAAAAAUAAUGCCAAAUGUGCUCUCUCACAUCUCGAAUAUCGUUUUGAACAAUUGCAACAGGAAAAAGACAAACUUACUUUGGAAAAUCAACAACUUUGUGAAACCUCCUCGGAGUUACAAGUACAAUGUAAAUGUCACUUGGAGGAUAAAACACAACUACAAAAUCUUUUAGCUGAAACACAAAAACAUCUCUCCGAAAUGGAACGUAAACUCAAUGAUACUCAAACACAAUUGGAAGAUUUGCAACAAUUACGCAAACAGGAGAUAGAAGAAUGGCAACAGUUCCAGUCGGAUCUAUUGAUGACGGUACGUGUGGCCAAUGAUUUUAAGACUGAAGCCUUAAGUGCUAGAGAACAAUUAGUUUUGGAUAAUAAAACCCAAAAGGAAAAGAUACGUAUGCUCGAGCAGCAAAUUGAAAAAUUAACCAAACAACAACAACAACAAACUGAAACCCAACAAUCUGUAUUAACAACCGUGCAACAGGAAAUGGCCUCUAGACGCAGUAAAAUUGGCAGCUUUUCAAGACAGGAUUCCAGACUGUCCGUUAAGACUUUAAUUGAAAGUAUAGAAAAUAAUAAACAGACUGCUAAAACCGAAGAACCAGAAUCUCGUUAUAGUUCUUCCUCCAGCUUAAAUAGUAGCACUACACCCGAAAUAACUACCAGUACUAUGCCUUUAAGCAAUACAAAUACCAAUACAACUGACUGGUCGGAAAAUGUUUCUCGCUUAACACCUUUGAUAGGCAGCUUAAAUACAACAACAACGACAACGGCAGCUUGUACACCAAAUACUACAAAUAAUACCACAACCACAUUGGUAUCCUCAUUGAAUACCAACACAACCAAAGGUCCUUUAAGGGAACAACAACAGCAGCAAUCAAAUAUACACAUUAGUAGUUUAAAUAAUGUCUCCAAAUCUUUAUUAAGUGGCGAACGUAAGGAUCCCUUAAAUAUGCUGGCCAAAAAUGGUGGUUCGAAGCGUAAUGCUUUAUUAAAAUGGUGUCAAAAUAAAACCGUAGGCUAUCGCAAUAUCGACAUCACAAAUUUCAGUUCAUCCUGGAAUGAUGGUUUAGCAUUUUGUGCAAUUUUACAUUCCUAUUUACCGGAUCGCAUUCCUUAUGAUACUUUAAGUCCAACCAAUAAACGACGUAACUUUUCUUUAGCAUUUGCCGCAGCCGAAUCGGUUGGCAUAACCACAACUUUGAAUAUAAAUGACAUGUGUCAAAUAGAACGUCCCGAUUGGACUCAAGUAAUGUCUUAUGUUACUGCUAUUUAUAAACAUUUUGAAACUUAAGUUUAAUUUAUUCAUACUUCUUCUCUAUUCAUAAACUUACUAUAUUUACCUUUAACCUUUAUAUAUUUAAAAAAAAACGUAAUAAUUAGUUUUAAUUUAAACGUAUAUAUUUAAA